GCCGACAUGACACGUGACACACUGCGUCAUUACGCACCAACGCCAUUGGCCGACGUCAAGUGGCGGCGACACUUCCCGUGACGUCACGUGAACGCCAACAACAGCAAACAACUUCCGCGACCGGUAACUUCGACUCGUGACCCCGACAGUGAAGCACCAUGAAUGCCAUAUUUGGAAAGAGGAAGACCCCAGAGGAGAUGUUGCGGCAGAACCAGCGGGCCCUCACCCGGGCCAUGAGGGAGAUGGACCGUGAACGCAUGAAGCUGGAGCAGCAGGAGAAGAAAAUCAUCGGCGACAUCAAGAAAAUGGCAAAGCAGGGACAGAUGGAUGCGGUGAAAAUAAUGGCAAAAGACUUGGUGCGAACUCGUCGUUAUGUGAAGAAGUUCAUCAUGAUGAAGGCCAACAUCCAGGCUGUGUCACUGAAGAUCCAGACUCUGAAGUCCAACAACACCAUGGCCCAGGCCAUGAAGGGAGUGACAAAGGCCAUGGCCACUAUGAAUCGCCAGCUGAAGUUACCCCAAAUUCAGAAAAUCAUGAUGGAGUUUGAGAAGCAGUCGGAGAUCAUGGACAUGAAGGAGGAGAUGAUGAACGAUGCCAUUGACGACGCCAUGGGCGAUGAAGAUGAUGAGGAAGAGAGCGAUGCGAUUGUCUCUCAAGUUCUGGAUGAACUUGGACUGAACCUGACCGACGAGCUGUCCAACCUGCCGAGUACAGGGGCGUCACUGAGUGUCGCUGCCGGGAAGAAGGCGGAGGCUGCUGUGCUGGAAGAUGCUGACGCUGACCUCGAGAAGCGGCUGAAAAACCUGCGCAAAGACUGAGUGGCUGCUCUGCUUUGUAAUUAUCAUGGGGUGUAAUAUAGUCUGCACGGGGAGAAUGAUUUUAGUUUCUUUUUUUUAUGGGAAUGAUUGGGAGAAUCUGCAGGGUUUCUGUGGGAACACGCGUGUGACAUGGACUCACCUCGAGCAAGCCGGCGGGAGCCUAGCGCCGACACAUUAGUGUUCCCACUUCUCAUUAUUUUUCUUUACCCCUCCUUUGCCACUAUUGUAUUCAUGGACACCAAAGUGUGAGGCAGGGAACACUCCAAAUCCACACCCCUACCCCACUAUCAGUCGAGCAUUGAAGGUGCCUCUGCCAAUGGGGAGAUGUCAGGAGGCAGACACGUCCUUGGAGGGAGGUGAGCAAACGCAGGGGCCAGGAAAGUCUGAGGAAGAAACCCAUUGCUCAGACGUUGUGGUCUGCAAAUGUGGUCCAAGAACAGCAGUCUGGGCCCAUUAACAUCGAGUCUUUAUGGCCAUGUUCAGUGUUGCCUCAGUCUGUGGGCCUGUGUUUGUGUGCCUCUGUGUGUGAGCGUGUGUGUGUGUGCGUGUGUGUGUGCGUGUGCGUGCUUGUGUGCGCGUGCCUGUGUGCGCGUGCCUGUGUGUGUGUGCCGGGGUGUGUGUGUGCGUGCCUGUGUGUGUGUGUGUGCGUGCCUGUGUGUGUGUGUGCGUGUGCGUGCCUGUGUGUGUGCCGGUGUGUGCGUGUCUGUGUGUGCCGGUGUGUGUGUGUGUGCGUGCCUGUGUGUGCGCGUGCCUGUGUGUGCCGGUGGGUGUGUGCGCGCCUGUGCGUGUAUGUGUGUGUGUGCGCACCUGAGUGUGUGUGUGCACACCUGAGUGUGUGUGUGUGCGCGCCUAUGUGUGUGCGCGCCUGUGUGUGCAUGUGUGCGCGCCUGAGUGUGUGUGUGCGCGCCUGAGUGUGUGUGUGCGCGCCUGAGUGUGUGUGCCUGUGUGUAUGUGUGUGCAUGUGAGCGCGCCUGAGUGUGUGUGUGCGCGCCUGAGUGUGUGUGCGCGUGCCUGUGUGUGCGUGUGCCUGUGUGUAUGUGCGCGCCUGUGUGUGCAUGUGUGCGUACCUAUGGGUGUGUGCGUGCACCUGUCUGUGUGUGUGCCCCUGUGUUUGUGUGCCUGUGUGUGCCCCUAUGUGUGUGCCCCUGUGUGCAUGCCUCUGCUGCAGUACGAGGGACUGCACUCUCGCACAAAGGUAGUGAUGUCUGGUGGAACAUGCCACCUCUGAGGCUCUGUCCAACUGGGCGGGGAAGAGCAGGGUCAUUAUAAUACUCGUGGCUAAAAGCUCAGCUUCACCACUCAAUCUCCUACGUGCCAAGGUCGACUGAUUAUUUUAAACGAUCAGUUAUUUCAGAUUUCUUCCAAAGGGGGCUAACACUAAAACCCAAAGAAAGUGAGUUUCUGAUCGGAUCCAGCGCUUGUACUCUGGCUGUUGUGAGGUGACUGAAUCAACAGUCUGUGGACAAUUAAAACCUCACCUCGCUGA
Molecule: messenger RNA, 2304 nt
Organism: Leucoraja erinaceus (little skate)
Lineage: Eukaryota; Metazoa; Chordata; Chondrichthyes; Rajiformes; Rajidae
Gene: chmp2a
Product: charged multivesicular body protein 2A
Exons: 6
Coding region: 159-818 (219 amino acids)
Biological process (GO): protein transport; late endosome to vacuole transport; endosome transport via multivesicular body sorting pathway
Cellular component (GO): ESCRT III complex; multivesicular body
Source: RefSeq, a predicted model, not a curated record